This is a messenger RNA of Sinocyclocheilus rhinocerous, 698 nucleotides long. Its product is annotated as protein FAM133-like. Lineage: Eukaryota; Metazoa; Chordata; Actinopteri; Cypriniformes; Cyprinidae. The transcript has 9 exons. The coding region runs from base 129 to 698 and encodes 189 amino acids. The record is from RefSeq and is a predicted model, not a curated record.
ACUACAAUGCCGGCUGUUCUGACUCACAGACUCUGCAGACUCGGAGAGCAGGAAUGAACUGGAAUAAGGGGGCGUGGCCUGUUCCGUGAUAGUGUGUGACAUCGAUCCAAAAGUUCCAGGUGUGAGGGAUGGAAAGAAUGACCCCUGGUCAUGUGACAGCUCUGCAUCUUCCUCUGACAGUGAGGAUGAUGAAAAAGAAGAAAAAGCUGAAGAAGAAAAGAAGCAAGGGGAAAGGGCUGGAGGGCAGAACCAACACGCACACCCACAGAAAAAAGUCCAGCUCAUCUUCCUCCUCAUCAUCAUCAGACAGUGACAGCAGUGAGGAUGAAAAGAAGAAAAUGAAAAUCAGCGAGACUGCAGAGCCGGGGAUUCUCACAGGUCUGGAGGGAAACACUGAAUUAACUCCUGCAGGAGAAACUAAAGGAGACGAGGAGGAGAAAAAGAAGCAAGACAAAGAUGCAGCUGCAAUCACUUCAGACAGUGAGAAUGAAAAGAAGAAGAAGAAGAAAAAUAAAAAGAAGCAGAAGAAUGAUUCCAGCUCAUCUUCCUCCUCAGACAGUGAGGAUGAUCACAAGAAGAAAAAGAAGCAAAACAAAGAAGGUACAACAGUGCAUGGGUGUGAUUGGAAAUCUGUUUUUAUUCCCACAGAAAAAAAAAAACAUUUAAAAAAAAAAGAUAAUUAUGAUUCACUCUAUUGA